AUGGCACACGCCUUUCUGCGUGAGGAAGCACAAGCACCAGAACGACCAGAGAAGAAGAUGGGAGGGUCCAGACCCAGAGACGAGGACGAUGACAGUGCUGAGGUGAUCUUUGUUGGAGUGGAGCAUGUCAAUGAAGAUGCUGAAACCCUCUUUGUCAGAGUGAUUUCAAAUUCAAAGCCGGUCAUUUCUAACAUUUUGAACAGAGUGACCAGGGACUCAUCCUCAACAAGAAAGAAGGGUCACGUGAGUCAAGAUACGACUUACACAUUGCAGCCUUCAAAUUGCAGGACCCCGAUGUCAAAGGCAGCAGCCAUUUCACCGGCUUUUCAAUCUGAAUGGGGAGACGCAGAUAGUCCUAUUAUUUUUGAGCCUUCGUCUAAACCUGAUUAUAAAAUGAGCUCUCUGCAAGUCGUGCUUCACAAUUCCUCAGAGUUGCUCUCUCCAUGGCCUCAUUGUCUACCUGGAGCUGCAUUCUCGGUAGGAGGCAAGGAUAAAAGUCCUCGUGAUUCAAAGCGACGUCCCACUUCAGAUAUGGAUAUAUACAGUGGGAAUCCCAAAAGACCUAAAGUCAGCCAUGGAAUCCCAGGGGGACAGGCCUUAGCUGUGGCCUCUCCAGGUAUCCUUCCUACAAAGAACACGAGUAUGACCCCGGAAGGUGUCCCGACCUCGUCAAGCCAUGUUCACAAUGGGGCAUCAUUUCCAUGGGCUCAUGCAUAUAACCAGGCACGUUACCAUGUUAUGGAUCCAGAUGGAGCACGUAGCUUGGAAAGGCUGGCAAAAACAGACUAUUCGAGUCUAGCAACUCAAAACAAGACUGUUGAUCCCAAGAAAGGAAAUCUGAUCAUGUUACUUGAUGAUUUUUACUACGGACGGCAUCCAGGAGACAGGCAGCCAGAAUGGAAGACGCACGCAGCCUUCAAAUGCCUCAGCUGCUUGAAAGUCCUAAAAAAUAUCAAGUUUAUGACCCACGUGAAGAACCAUUUGGAAUUUGAGAAGCAGAGGGAUGACGGCUGGGAAAUCCACACCACCUGCCGGCACUGCCACCGCCAGUUUCCCACCCCCUUCCAGCUGCAGUGUCACAUUGAAAGUGUCCACACUUCCCAGGAGCCCUCUGUGGUCUGUAAAAUCUGUGAAUUGUCCUUCGAAACAGAUCAGGUUCUCUUACAGCACAUGAAGGUCAAUCAUAAACCUGGCGAAAUGCCCUAUGUGUGCCAGGUUUGCAAUUACAGAUCGUCAGCCUUUGCUGAUGUGGAAGCACAUUUCAGAACAUGGCAUGAAAACACAAACAGUUUGCUUUGUCUGUUUUGCCUCAAAAUUUUCAAAGUGACGACAUCCUACGUAAAUCAUGCUUGGAGGCACUGGAACAAGAGGGUCUUUCAAUGUUCCAAGUGCCGGCUACAGUUUUUGACUUUGAAGGAGAAAAUGGAGCACCAAACCAAGAAUCAUCAACCAUUUAAAAAACCAGAGCAACUGGAAGGGCUGCCUCCUGAAACAGAGGUCAAGAUCCAAACUUCAGUUCAACCAGGACCAAGAGAGGCAGCAUCCAUGGUUGUGACCAGCACUGAAUCCCGAGUGUCACCUGAAAAAACUACCAAGAGGGUGGCUAUGAACACGAGAUAUUCCAGACGUAUUGCAGCAGGGGUUAUGGCUAAAAAUUAUUUCUACCCACCUCCAGAAAUCCCAAAAAGCUGA
Messenger RNA from Globicephala melas (long-finned pilot whale), 1692 nucleotides. It is a transcript of the gene ZNF280A, whose product is annotated as zinc finger protein 280A. Gene Ontology annotation, molecular function: DNA-binding transcription factor activity, RNA polymerase II-specific; RNA polymerase II cis-regulatory region sequence-specific DNA binding. NCBI's taxonomy places the organism in Eukaryota, Metazoa, Chordata, Mammalia, Artiodactyla, Delphinidae. Gene Ontology annotation, biological process: regulation of DNA-templated transcription. The record is from RefSeq and is a predicted model, not a curated record.